GUCAUGCGUGUUUUGGUCCUCUUCGCCCUUUUGGGCCUGGCCGCAGCCGUCCCUAGGAACCCACAACGCAUUGUGGGGGGCACUCCCACCACCGUGGAGGAAUACCCUUACAUGAGCAACAUGCAAUACGGGUGGUGGGGCAUCUGGUGGAGUCAGGCUUGCGGUGGCUCCCUCAUCAACUCACAGUCCGUCCUCUCGGCGGCGCAUUGCUACUACGGCGACCGUCCUACCGAUUGGCGAGUUCGCCUCGGCACGUCGCUGGCGUCGAGCGGCGGCACCGAGCACGGAGUGUCCCAGCUGAUCGUGCACGCCGGGUACAGUCCCAAUACCCUCGAUAACGACAUUGCUAUCAUCCGCCUCGCCACCCCCGCCGUAUACAGCAACAGCGUGGCUCCCGCCGGCAUCGCUGGUCCCAACUACAACCUCAAUGAUGGCACUGUAGUUUAUACCAUCGGAUGGGGCACUCUCACCAGCGGCGGCAGCGCCCCUGAGCAGCUCCAGCAUGUGGACAUCAACAUUAUCAACCAAGACUUCUGCUCCGCCCAGUACGCAUGGCUGAAGACCCAGCCUGGCUUCCAGAACUGGCCCGAUAUCACCGAUAAUAUGCUGUGCGCUGGCAUCCAGCACGUCGGUGGCAAGGAUGCCUGCCAGGGCGACUCCGGUGGCCCUCUUGUCCACGUUGUUCAACCCAACAACGUCGUAGUCGGUAUCGUAUCCUGGGGCUACCAGUGCGCCCACUCUGACUUCCCCGGUGUCAACGCUCGCGUCAACAGUUUCAUAGACUGGAUCCUCGCCAACGUCUAA
Messenger RNA from Cydia splendana, 804 nucleotides. RefSeq names its product trypsin CFT-1-like. Gene Ontology annotation, molecular function: serine-type endopeptidase activity. Gene Ontology annotation, biological process: proteolysis. The transcript has 4 exons. Lineage: Eukaryota; Metazoa; Arthropoda; Insecta; Lepidoptera; Tortricidae. The record is from RefSeq and is a predicted model, not a curated record. Bases 4 to 804 code for a protein of 266 amino acids.